ACCCACUGUGACCCUGAGACCAAGCUGGCCUCUCAUAUACAAAGGUGAGAAAGUUGUUCUCCGGUGUGAGAUCCCAGGAGGAGAAGGAUCUCAGUGGAUGUAUGAAUGGAGAACAGCCAGGUUAAAUGAAGGUCAAACAUCCAAUGAAAACAUUACCAUAGCUUCAGUUACUGAGUCUCACAGUGGAGAAUACAGCUGCAGAGGAACAAGUGGCGAUGGCUCAACAUCCUGGAGCGAUGUUGUCGUAUUAACUGUGUAUAAACUCUCUGUGUCUCCAUCAUGGCUGAGUCCUGGAGCCUCAGUGACUCUGAGCUGUGAGGUUCAACAUCCACCUGCAGGAACCAGGUUCUUCUGGUAUAAAGCUGUUCCUAAACCAUUAAACAUCUUCUACAACUAUGAGCUGCUGCCUGGCAGCUCCAAUGGGACUGAUGAGAACGUCUACAUUGUUCAUGGACUCAAUAACACAGCAGGUUAUGUGUGUGAAGCAGGAAGUGGAAAACCAAAAUACAGAGAUCCAACUUUUGUCUGGUCAGCAGAUCCUCGUCCAGCAGCUUCUCUCUCAGUGAAUCCUGACAGAGUUCAACACUUCAGAUCUGAAUCUGUGACUCUGAGCUGUGAGGGAAACUCUGCUGAGUGGAGAGUGAUGAGGGUUACAGAAAUAGGCUACUUGUCAGACUGCUCUGACUCGGGGAAAAUGAGUGGAUCUACAUGCACCAUCAACAUGAACCAGUCUGAUAGUGGAGUUUACUGGUGUGAGUCUGGAUCAGGAGAGUUCAGCAAUGCUGUCAACAUCACUGUACAGGACAUUAAGAAUAAUGUAAUCCUGCUGAGUCCUGUUCAUCCUGUGACUGAGGGAGAUCCUGUUACUCUGAGCUGCAGAGAUAAAAAACAACAACUUCUCUCCAAUGUGUUUUUCUAUCAUAAUGAUAAACUCCUCCAUAAUGACAGCAGAGGGGAGCUGAAGAUCUCUGCAGUGUCAAAGUCAGAUGAAGGUUUCUACAAAUGUCAACAUUCAGGAAAAGAUUCACCAAGAAGCUGGAUGUCUGUUAGAGUAACUGUAUCCAGUUCUCUCAGCUCUUCAUUUUCUCUGAUGUUGAUCGUUGGACCAGUUGUUGGAGUCGUUCUCUUUAUUCUCUUUAUUCUCAUCAUUCUCCUGCUGUCAUGGUGGCGCUGCAGUCGGUUCAAAUGUGAGACUUUUUUCUUCUCAUUGUUGUGGGAUGUGAAGUGA
Messenger RNA from Poecilia latipinna (sailfin molly), 1228 nucleotides. RefSeq names its product sialoadhesin-like. Gene Ontology annotation, biological process: immune response; cell surface receptor signaling pathway. Gene Ontology annotation, cellular component: external side of plasma membrane. The record is from RefSeq and is a predicted model, not a curated record. The transcript is spliced from 5 exons. The coding region runs from base 98 to 1228 and encodes 376 amino acids. Gene Ontology annotation, molecular function: transmembrane signaling receptor activity. Lineage: Eukaryota; Metazoa; Chordata; Actinopteri; Cyprinodontiformes; Poeciliidae.